Messenger RNA from Ixodes scapularis (black-legged tick), 4753 nucleotides. Its product is annotated as transmembrane channel-like protein 7. Lineage: Eukaryota; Metazoa; Arthropoda; Arachnida; Ixodida; Ixodidae. Gene Ontology annotation, molecular function: mechanosensitive monoatomic ion channel activity. The coding region runs from base 58 to 3672 and encodes 1204 amino acids. The transcript has 16 exons. Gene Ontology annotation, cellular component: plasma membrane. The record is from RefSeq and is a predicted model, not a curated record.
CCCUUCCCGCCUUUAUUCGGCCUCGCAUCUGCCGAGGUGCAGUCAACCAGCCGUGGCAUGGAGAACUACGACCGUGGCCGUCACGCCGGCGGCGGUUAUCGAACGCUGGGAGAUGGAUUGCAUCUAGGCUCAAAUCGUUAUCCUAGCGACAACGACCAGAUUGGCGAACAGAUUAGAAAACGGCGAUUCGAAGACGACGCGGGCGAUCGACGAGCGCGUUUGAUUAACUCCGGAGAUGACAAUGCGUCAAAUCUGCAACGGUCCGACCGUCGCGACGACCGUCACGGCGAACGAAGGCUGGACGAAAACGGUUGUAGUGAUUGGGUGCGACGAAGUAGGUUCUACGAUAAUGAGGCGUACGAUUGCGGAGGUGAUUGCUCUGACCGCCGAACACCUGCAUCGUACGAAGACUCUGCCAGCAAGAGGAACACUUAUCGUUGGGAGAAUCAGGAUCGACAACGAUCGGGGCUAAGUGUCGAAGAACGAGAUAAUGUGCGUGAUUGGAGGCAAGGGAUUGGCAGAUAUGAGUACCACGGCUCGUACGUUCCGGACAUUGACUGUCUGUACGAUAAUGGGGGACGCGAUCCGUACCGGCCGACGCAACAUCUGCGGGAGUCUCGCGUGUUGCUUGGGCAAGAUGGGCGCCGGAGCUUAGAUGGAAGUGGACGUUGUUUGGACCAGUUUUUGGAGCAGAGCAGCAUUCGUUUGGAUCAUCGCGAGGAUCGAAGGAACGGAAGGAUGAGUGUCGGGCAGAACUGCGAGCCGGUGGAAACUGACGUGCACCAUCGAUUCGAUCGACACGGUAGGAGGCGAGGUGACCACCAAUAUCUUGAGCAACGGGGUGAUUAUUCGGAUUCCCACCUGAGCUGCCGUAUGGAUCCGCGUAACGGUGUUCUGAAUGACGGACAACACUUUGAGCGACAGGGUGAUUGCCACGCAUGCAACUCGGAUCGUCACUUGGAUCCCGUUUAUAAUCUGGAGGAGCUUCGGCACUGGUACGCCGACGAACAUCACGUUUCGGAAGGUAUGCACUAUUCGGAUCGACGCUUGUCUAAUGGUUCGAAUCGUCGCACGGACGACCAGCAGGAUCGGCACGUCGGACAGCAUGCUUCGUCGAGCGAGCCGGGACGAGCAGACGACAACCACAUCGAUCGUGACCAACGAGUAACGAGAGAUCCAUUCUGGAGUACAGAUCGACGAGACAAUCGCAGACUUUCGCAGGAAGCGGCAGUUUCGGCAGUCGACCCCGCGUGUCGCAAACCGUCGUGGAACGAUGCAUGUCAACGCAGGAACCUACCGGAGCUCCCGCUCUCUGCGAUGAAAGCAGGCGAUGACAAGCAGAUGUCAUCGGACUACAGGAGGGGAAAGCGAGCCCCACUGACACUGUCCACGUUUUGUCCGUCUGGACAGGACAGUGGCGUCUGGCUCGAGUUCCCAGACCGCAGUAAGACUAGUCUCGAUGCGCCGCACAAGAGAAGAAUGUUUUCAAUGUCGACGAUGGGCUCCCAAAAGUUUACGACUAUGAGGGACGCACGGAAGAUCGGGCAGAUGAUGGGCAUGGCGGAAGACGAAGUGGACGCGGAACGUCGGGACAAGUCGGAUGUGGUGGAAGAAUAUGGCGGAAGAGUCACUCGUGGGCAGUGGGCGAAGAGGAACCAGCUAGAGAAGACGCCACGCCAGCCUGGAGACCAGUUUGACACGUGGGACUUCAAGAGCAUGAAGGCGAUGAAGAAGGCAUCCGAAAUGAGCAAGGACAUCACCGGCUGGCUUUCCAUGUGGUCAAGCUCACUCAAGACCAUCGAAGGGCACUUUGGUACGGGCGUGGCAUCAUACUUCCUGUUCCUGCGGUGGCUGCUCCUGCUCAACAUGCUCAUGUUCCUCAUGCCGGCACUCCUCGUCAUCGUCCCGCACUGGGUCUUCCCCACGAUGCCUCGGAGCGAACUCGCCGCUGCCAACUCGAGCACGCCGGAUGCGUUGCCGCUGCCGUCGCCCAUGGCGCAUUCGGCUGUCGCCUUCACCACUUCCUUCCCGUUUUCGACGGUGACUGCUCUUCCCUCGGAGUCUGAGCCGUCCGUCAAGAACCGGACGCUGCAGCUGGUGCAGGAGUGCUACGAGUCGUACCACAAGCGCGUCUCGGGUCAGACCAAGGAGGGCAUCUCCCAGCUGCAGGACUUCCUCCAGGGCACUGGCUGGAUGGAGCUGACAGCGCUGUUUGUGGGCCGCUACCUCAACUCGGUGGACCAUGUGCCAGGCACCACGCUCUCGUACAACUUCCCGCUGGCUUACGUCCUGGCCAACGUUGGAUGCUUCCUCCUCUGCCUGCUCCUCAUGGUCCAGUACACCCGGAAAGGUGUACGUGAGGCGCUGCUGUUGUCGGAGGGCAAGUUGCACCGCUACUGCAACUUGGUGUUUGCCUCCUGGGAUUUCUGCAUUACGGACCAGAGGACCGCACGUCUCAAGCACAUCAGCAUCAUACAGGAACUGAAGAGCGACCUGGCGGAAGAGCGCCGCAACAUGGAGAUAGCGCGAUGGUCGCGGGGCAAGGAGGUGGGCCUCUUUGUGGUUCGCCUGGUCGCAAACGUCGUGGUGGUGGCCGUGGUGGCGGCAUCCCUGCUGGCUGUCUACCAGGCCACCAGCUUCUCCUUUGAGAAGCAGUCGCAGGAGCAGCACGAGGAGGGCGCCUUUGCCCUGGUGGUGCAGUUUGUGCCCUCCCUGGUCAUCACGGGCCUGAACCUGGUGGUGCCCCUGCUCUUCUCCCUCCUCAUUCGCUACGAGAACUACUCCGUGGGCUUCCAGGUCAAGCUCAACCUGCUCAGGACAGUGUUCCUGCGCUUCACGUCCAUCUUUGUGCUGCUGCUGUCGCUGGAUCGGCAGAUCAACUGUCCGUCCUCGUCAAACCAGUCACCCUGCCUCGAGGGCAAAGAUGAGUCCUGCAAGAAGCCCCUGUGCUGGGAGACAGCCGUGGGGCAGCAGAUCUACAAGCUGACCAUCCUGGACUUCCUGGUCAGCGUCGCGCUCGUCUUUGUCCUCGAGUGCCCCAGAAAGUUUCUGGUGACGAGGUUUGACUGCAGGCUGACGCGACUGAUCGGACAGCAAGAAUUCAACAUUCCAAACCGUGUCCUGGAUCUGGUUUACUCACAGACUCUUUGCUGGUUGGGCACAUUCUACUGCCCGUUGUUGCCGGCCAUCAGCAUUAUCAAGUACUUCAUCAUCUUCUAUGUGCAGAAGUUCACCCUGAUGCACAACAGCCAGCCGUCCCAGACGCCAUACCGGGCUUCACGGUCCAACACGUUCUUCGUCGUGGUCCUCCUCAUGGCCCUGUUCCUUGCCGUCAUGCCGUUUGCCUACGCCCUCGUGGAGAUUCCUCCGUCGUUGGCGUGCGGUCCGUUCCAGCGGUUUGGGGCCACCUGGGACGUGGUGCGGUUCACGGUGCGCUCCUGGGGUUGGCCCCUGGUGGACAUCGUCAACUUCUUCACCAGCGUCGCCUUUGCUGUUCCUGCCGUGGUGGUCCUGGCGAUCACCGUGUACUACUACUGGUCCGUGUCGGCAGCCCACGUUCACAUGGAAAAGGCACUCAAGGACAAGCUCGUGCUUGAAGGAAAGGACAAGCAGUUCCUCCUGGCGAGGAUCACAGAAGUGGCACGGCAGCAAACUGUGCCACAUCCGUCCUAGAGGGGGUCAUCUCGCGCAUUGCGGAACAUUGCAUGCGUGUUUAUUUAUUUGCAUCUUGACGCACUGCCAGCUCGGCGUUGUAUAGACGUUUUCGGAUGUGGAUCUCCUCAUAGACUGCCUAACGAAAAAGGUCUAAAGCCGUAUCCGAACGCCAUAGUGGCAGGGCCACAAGAGGAUGCUCUCAUCUGCUAGCUUGGUUUUCGUUGUGUAAAUCUCGCAGCUCAAUGGUUGCGUUUCAGGGAGUCAUUGCAGUUGUGCAGUGUCGGCUCAGUUUUUGUACGAACACGAACCCUUGUGUAUUUGUGGCUGUUCCCACAUGUUGUGUGUAAGGAUAUUGACAAAGGGAGUGCCUUAGGUUGUGCUUGUUCGGUUAUAAAUGCCAACAUUCGUGUGAACCAGUGCUUUGUAAGAUAAAGCCUGUUUAAACAUUCUUCUAAAAUGUUGGUGUACUAACUGGAUCUUACUAGAGUGCUAUUGUGCUUGUGCACAUAGCCCACAGUGCCCCAUCUUGUCUGCUACCAGGGAUUAAGUUCCCCCUUUAAAAACUAUUUCCCUCAUCGAGUCUUUCUUUUGGGGAUUAUUUCCAACAUAUAGGGAUCAUGUCCCUCCCCUGGGGAUUGUCCUUCCUCUCUCCUUCACUCUUCUCUCCCAAAUACUCUCCACCUCUAAGUGGAGAGUGUGCUCUGAUUGGCUGAGCUUUGUCCUUCUCUCCUAGUCUCUUCUUUCCCUCCUUUGCUACCCUCACUCUUUGGGAGAGGGGAGUAUUCUAUAAUGGUCUUCUGCCUUGCAGAAAAAUGGUUUUACUUGUCUACCACUUUUUGGGGCACUGAAGACUGUACCUGUGUCUUGCACUUCGGAACAAUCCAAGUGUGAACAAGUGAGCUAAGAAAAUGAUUUGAUUUAUAAAAAUGGAGUGACUAAAUAUUAUACAUUCAUUUUGUUUUUAAGUUGUGUUGAACAACAUUCACCACAUGUAGAGCAAUACCACUCAAAGGCCUUGCCAUAAAGCAACUGCCACAUUGUUAACAGGAGAUGUUGCGAAAAAGAAGAGAAAUAAAAAUAAUAAGUAGAUGUAGAUACA